This is a messenger RNA of Paramecium tetraurelia, 1074 nucleotides long. RefSeq lists its product as uncharacterized. Gene Ontology annotation, molecular function: protein serine/threonine kinase activity; ATP binding. Gene Ontology annotation, biological process: protein phosphorylation. Lineage: Eukaryota; Ciliophora; Oligohymenophorea; Peniculida; Parameciidae. The record is from RefSeq and is a predicted model, not a curated record. Gene Ontology annotation, cellular component: cytosol; protein kinase CK2 complex; nucleus. The transcript has 2 exons.
AUGAUCUUGUUUUUCCUUCUCAUGCCACUUCAAAUCUUUGCUUUUACAUAUCAAUAAUAAUAAUAACUCAAUUCUGAUGAAGUCAAUUAAAUAUUGGAUUACAAUUCUGGAAACAUUUUUGAUUAUGAAUUAAAAUAAGUGAUAGGAGAAGGUGCCUUUUCUAAGGUUUACUUAGCAUAAAGAAUUCAAGAUUAAGAGCUGGUUGUUUUAAAACACAUCAAUGACACCAGAGAGAGCGAUAUCAAUCAAGAGAUAUAAAUUCUGUAAGCCUUAAUAGGUUUGCCCAAUAUCGUUCAAAUGAUAGAUGCUAUCAAGGGACAUUAAGUUGAAUAGGCUGACUAUUACUAAUAACUCUUAAAUAAGGAGACUUAAGCAAUAUAAGCUAAAUAAGAUCCCCCCCAUCAUAAUGAUUCUCUUGAUACCACUAUAAUAUUUACUUACCAAAAUACAACUCGUAAUUUAUAUCAUAUCCUUAAAAAAAGAAGGUACACUUUAAAAUAAGUAAAAAAAUACUUUAAGUAAAUAUUCAGUGCCCUUGUUUAGGCUCAUGAUUUACAUAUAAUGCAUAGGGAUAUUAAAGUUGAAAAUGUACUUGUAGAUCAAAAUGAUAAUAUUAUAUUAAUAGAUUGGGGUUUAAGUCAAUUUUAUGACAGUGGAAAAAUUUUAUCCGUCAGAAUGGGUACUAGAUACUAUAAAGCACCAGAGCUAUUAUUGAAAUAUAGGAAAUAUGAUUACUCAAUUGAUGUUUGGGCUGUUGGAUGCAUGUUGGCUGAUUUUAUAUUCAAGACUGAUCCCUUGUUUAAAGGGAAGGAUCUAAAAGAUUAAUUAAGACAAAUAAUUUAGAAAUUGGGAAAGAAGGAUUUAUAUGAAUAUCUGAAAAAAUAUCAUAUUAAAUUACGUUUGUAAGAUAUUCCUUAAGUUGAAGAGAGAAUAGAUUUCAAGUAAUUGGUGAAUAAAAAGAACAAGAGAUGGGCAACCAAAGAUGCGAUUGAUCUGUUGGAAAAGAUCUUUGUUUAUGAUCACAAAUUAAGAAUAAAUGCACGUUAAGCCCUAGAGCAUGCAUUCUUCUUAUGA